GCGCAUCUUAAAAAUAUUAGUGCCAGUAUAUACGAACGGGUGACUGUGUGUACAUACUCACAUAUUUUUGUGCUAUAUAUUAUUUAUUAUUGUGAUUUUCAAAAUGAAAGGGAUCAAGAUUUUGUUUACAUUAUGUCUUGUCGUGACCAGCGUGAGAAGCAAGUCAGAACACAAGAGAGCACUCAUAUUUCCUCCCACAAGUCUUUACGGGACUUUCCUCGCCAUCGCCGUGCCCAUCGACAUACCCAAUAAGAACGUGUUCGUGUCCUACAACUUCGAGUCAAAUUACAGCACCCUGAACAAUAUUACUGAAAUCGAUGAAGUGAUAUUCCCUAAUCUACCUGUGGUGACGUCACGUCAAAGCCGAAGUAUAUCACGUGAGCUGACCUAUACCAUCUUGGAGAACAGGUUUCAAGAAUACGGCAUGAAGGGCCGAGAAUGCAUGCUACGUAACAUUUGUGAAGCAGCGGAGACUCCACUACACCACAACGGCAUCCUCGGCCACAUCCUCCAUAUUAUAUUCACUCCCUCAUCAUCCCAAGAAGAAGGAAUAGAGGACGAGUAUUACGAAGCCGAGGCUGCCGGGCACCGCGGCGACUGCGACAAGUACGUGGACGACUGUCCCACCAGCCUGUUCGACUACAUCACCAGACUCGUUGAAUUCACACACAGUAAACAAUAAACUAAUUUAGACGA
Spodoptera frugiperda (fall armyworm) is the source of this 696-nucleotide messenger RNA. RefSeq lists its product as uncharacterized. Lineage: Eukaryota; Metazoa; Arthropoda; Insecta; Lepidoptera; Noctuidae. The coding region runs from base 104 to 682 and encodes 192 amino acids. The transcript is spliced from 6 exons. The record is from RefSeq and is a predicted model, not a curated record.